AUGUACAUCCCCAAGCAGCAGGCUCUUGAUCAGGCGCAGCCCGCUUCCAAGCCUCUGGAAGUAACUAUCGACUGCAACACCUCCGGCGCGGCAUAUCCUGGCCUACCUCCUGGAUUCCAACCCCCCUACAGAACGAACCCGGACGUGCAAACCAUCGAGGCGUUUAUCCAGGUGACGUGGGUGCUGUGGUUUCUGUUCAUCCUCUUGAUGGUCUGUCGUGGCCUCUACGCUCAAUGCGGUGCUAACGACGACGACAAUUCCGACUCAGAAUCCGACGUGUCAGAAUCAGCCUGGCGCGGGGAAGAUUCCUCCUUGCCAGCUCCUGUGGUCGCCUCGAAACACCGAAAGCGGCUCAAGAAGCUGGACCAAGUCGCGCCCGCCCAAUCGUUACAGCACUGGAGGGCCGAGAAGUCGGUGGAGCAUAUUCAGACAUUCGCUACCGUCUCUUUGAAUCUAAGUUGUGCGAUCUGCCUAGAUUCGCUCGAGGAGAACGACCAGAUUCGCGAGUUGCGAUGCGGGCACGUGUACCACGCGAAAUGUCUCAGUCUCUGGGUCGAGAGAGGUCACCAUGACUGCCCGCUCUGCAAAUACGACAUGCUGGGGUUGAAGAAGACCAUGUCGAAGGCGCAAUUCUCCGUGAGUCGGAGUGCGACGAGGGUGAACUUGAAUACUGUUGCUAUUCCGGAGCGGGGAGAGGCGGCAGAGGAUGUAGUGGUGCGUUUCCAGAACCAGAGCGAAGUCGAGGCUCGCUCAGACAGGCUAACGGUCCCCCAGAUACAUAUCAACGACGAUACGGACGACGGCCUCGUGACUGACGACGACAGCGACGACGAUUGA
Cladophialophora yegresii CBS 114405 is the source of this 837-nucleotide messenger RNA. RefSeq lists its product as uncharacterized. The record is from RefSeq and is a predicted model, not a curated record. Gene Ontology annotation, molecular function: ubiquitin protein ligase activity. Lineage: Eukaryota; Fungi; Ascomycota; Eurotiomycetes; Chaetothyriales; Herpotrichiellaceae. The transcript is spliced from 2 exons. Bases 1 to 837 code for a protein of 278 amino acids. Gene Ontology annotation, biological process: protein ubiquitination.